This is a messenger RNA of Didymodactylos carnosus, 3606 nucleotides long. NCBI's taxonomy places the organism in Eukaryota, Metazoa, Rotifera, Eurotatoria, Philodinida, Philodinidae. The record is from the annotation of a GenBank genome assembly.
AUGAAAGAAAAUAACACACUGUCAACACUACCUCUAGAAUCAACAGAACGUCAUCAAACCGAAAAGGCAAUUAUUGAUGCGUUAUUAAAGAUAAGUGAAAUUGUACAAAAGACUGAAAUACAUCGUCGUAAAACAAAAAGACAACAACGAAGUUUAGAUAAACCAUCAUUGAAUCAAUUGAAAGCAAUUCGUCGUCGUUCAGCGACUAUAACAUCGAAAAUAUUGGCCAAACAGCGUUCACAACGUAUAGUUAGACAACAAAGUGAUGAUAUUAGAAAUAAUGAUAAUUUAGAAGAACUAUCAUUAAUUAACGAUGAUUUUUAUAGGAAAACGUCAUCAAUAAUGAAUAAUAAUAGUCAAAUAUAUCGUAAACAACAAACAUCACAAAUGCCACUGAAAAUCUUAAGAAAUAAACAGCAGUACUCAACAUUAUCAUCCAAUUAUACAUUUCAUGACUCAAAAGCUACAAAUGAUCUGGCUAUCGGUAACAAGAAGUGGACAAACUCACUUUCAACAUCGCCUUCAAACUGUAACCGAGCGAUAGUAAAAAAUAUUGCUACGUUCAAUAACAGAAAUGGUAUAGAUAGACAAUUUGUUAGCAUAUGGCCAAAGGGUGAGUAUGUUGACUUAAUCCUCUUAGACUAUAAAAUAUUGUCUGUCACUUUUUCAUUAAUAUCAGUAUUUCUAUUUUGUUUGAAAGAUGUAAUCAAUCGUAGUCGUUCUUCUUAUGAAUGCGAUCUGCAUCAACAUCGUCAUCAUUAUUCUGAUCGUAAUAGCGAUAAAAAUCAUUCUCAUCAGCGAACAAGUAAAUCGCAUAAAAAAUCUGUUUCACACAUGAUACCAAAAUCAUUCGAACAAAAACGGCGUUAUGACGACGAUUCAAUAGAGUCAAUAACACAACGAAAUAAAAAGCAUACGAAUUCAUCAUCCUCAAAUGGAAAAUAUCCCGAUCAUUUCUCAUCACAUUGCAAUUCUUCAGAUAACAAAAAAAAAUAUCGAGAUGAUAAUUAUUCAAAAAAUUCAAUCGAUAAUAAUAAAUACCGUGGGCAUCGUGACCGAAAAUAUCAUAGUAGUAAAUACGACAAUGGUGAUAAACAACAUUCGUCAAUAAGUCAACCGGGGAAAGAUAAAAAUAUUCAAAAAAAUUUGACUGAAAGAAAAUUAAUCAGCGAUAGUCAAAUGUCAACUGACCAACAAAUGGCAAUUGUUGAUAAUUUUCAAGCAACAUCUUAUCUUGAUUCAACAACUGUUGAACAAUCAGUUAUUAAUUCUCAACAACAACCACUAAUCGCAGCUACUACUACAGCCACUACAACAAUAACUGCUGAUACUGCGAACACUUAUCAGCCGACGUCGCCAAUUCAAGAACUUGAAUACCAACAACAACAGCAACAGUUAUUAUCGUCUCUACCAAAUGCAGAAACAACAACUCAAAUAAUUCAAUCAACUUCAAAUUCUACAACAGCAUGUUGUACUCAUCCAUCUUCACUAUCAUUAACGAAUAUUGACGUCUUCAUUAAUCAACAGUUGCAAUCAGCACUAGAAAAAAUACAUACACAACAGCAGCAUCGAUCACAAUCAUUACCAACGAAAACAGCUACGUUUCCAACUAUCAGCAAUGUUCCACCGACACAAACAAACUAUAUGCGUCACCGUCAACCGCGUAUAUCAUCAUUAGCGUGCUCUCGUCUUGUUCAAUUGACAAAAUCAGAUACUACUAAAAUGCUGAAUGGUGUUGCAAAGCAACUAUUUCCUAGCGAACAACAUGAAAAACAACGUCAACAAGCUAUGACCGCUGCAAAAAAUGGUGACUUCGAAUUAUCUUAUCGAUUGUACACGAAACUCUAUCAUGAUACACAAGAUAUCGAAUUGAAAUCGGAUGUGUUAUCCAGUAGAGCAACAACGUUACUAUUAGAACAAAAAUGUUAUGAAGCGAUUGAAGAUUGUACUCACGCAAUUGCGUUUAAUCAAUGGAAUAAAUUGGCAUAUGUUAUUCGAGCUGCAUGUUGGAUGAUUAUUAGUCAGUAUGAAAAAGCGGUAGAAGAUUAUUCAAAACUCUUUCAUUUCUUUGAUCAAUCGCAGCAAGUGUUAGAUUUACUCAAUUUAGCCUACGAACAGUUGAACGUGUUGAGAGAACAAAAUAAAAAAAUGACUAAUACAACUGCUGAUGCAGGAGAUAAUUUAGAAGAAAAAAUAUUAUCAGUAACCGAAGAGUAUAAAGAUGAUGAGCCAAUUGUUGAAGAAGUUAGUAUAAAAACAGAACCAAUAAAAUCAACGAAACUACCAACAAAGUCAUCAUUCAAACAUAUUACUAAUAUAUCAAAAGUUGUUACACCUCAAACUGGUGAUAUGCAAACAACGAAUUUAGGCAUCACAACUCCAACAGCUUCAUUCAUUCAACCAGCUGUUUAUUUAUGUUAUCCAUACACAGCUUAUCCAACAUGGUAUAGUGAGGGAGUAGAAAAAGUUGAAUCUGAACAACUUUCAUCGUACAUCGUUGCUGGUGGCUCAUUAACAACGGUUGAACAUCAUCGCAUACCGCCAAGUAUAAGAUCGGAUGUUCAAAUAGUAGAAAAUAAAACAAAGUCAGUUCAAUCAAUAGAGAACAUCUCAUGUCAAACGUCAUUAACGUCCGAUCAAUAUCAACAACAACAACAAGAUUUUAAUACCAAAAAACGUGUUACACACGAUGAUGAAAAAGAAAACAAUGAAUAUAGUGAUAUAAAUAUUAAACGACGAAGCCAAGCGAAAGUACAGCAACUAGAACAAACAUCAAAUUCGAGUAUAGAACGUCAACAAGAAGUACCGUCAAUUCAUAAUAAUAAUGCUGUUUAUGAUUGCAUGUAUCAAAGCAAUUUGACUUCUGAACCAGAUGUGACUCUAAAACUGACAAUGAAUCAAAAUCAAUCCAAUUUAUGGCCUGAAUAUCCAUUGAUACAACAACAACUCGGUCGACCGUGCUCUGAUGGAAAUGAUGUAGUAAGACAUAAUUUCUCACCUGUCUAUCAAAGCAAUUCUUCUUAUGAGAAUCGUGUACCAGCGUUAAUAUCUGAGUUAGAGAUUCCUAAUUGUAUUAGAAAAGAAAAAACAACAGCAACAAACGAUAAUAAUUAUGUUUCGUCUACAACAUUCUAUCAAUCAAUGGAAUGUCACACAAAUUCAAAUAAUUUCUGUCAUCUACAACAAAAUACUAAACCUUUUAUGGCACAAUUCAGUCAUUGUCAUCAAGUAAAACCUAUGAAUUAUUCAUCGGACAGUACUAUUUAUAAUAGUCCAAAAGAUGGUUUUAUUUCCGAGCAGCAAUAUCAACAAAAACAUAACACGUUUCCAGCAGCAUUAAAACAAACAAUUCAAAUGGAGACAAGGCAACCAUCUUUGUCAGUUUAUCCACAAGAAAAAAACCAAUCGAACUUAAUUUGGAUUAAGAAUCAAAACAUGAGAACUGAAACACCAACAAAUAGUGAACGAAUGCAUCAAAAUAUAAAUGGCAAUAACUUUCGACAAAUUAAUGAAAAUAUAAACUCUAAUGUGACGUUUAAUCAACAAGUACUAGAACAACAAAGAACACAGUCGACAGGAGUUAUUAGUAAUCGUCCGCUAGCUUAA